Messenger RNA from Cyprinodon variegatus (sheepshead minnow), 4582 nucleotides. RefSeq lists its product as uncharacterized. Bases 25 to 4101 code for a protein of 1358 amino acids. Gene Ontology annotation, molecular function: nucleic acid binding; zinc ion binding. Gene Ontology annotation, cellular component: nucleus. NCBI's taxonomy places the organism in Eukaryota, Metazoa, Chordata, Actinopteri, Cyprinodontiformes, Cyprinodontidae. The transcript is spliced from 29 exons. The record is from RefSeq and is a predicted model, not a curated record.
GACCCCCAUCCUGUAAGGUCCAGGAUGGUUUCAGAUUCUCCAAUCUUACCUCUGGAGGCCUUUAACCCAGUGAUCUCCAGCCAGAGGUUCCAGCCAGCUUCAGACGGAUGGUUUUUACCCGUUUCUAGCAGCCUGCCUCCUCGAGCCAUGAUGGACGACUACGCUGCAGCCACGCCCAGAUCGUUCCCACACACCUGCUCUCUCUGCAGCCAAGUUUGUUCAAAUAUUCAGGACUGGAUCUUCCAUCAGAAUAUCAGCUUUCAUCUGGAGAACUGCAAACUCCUCCGGAAACGAUACCCCAAUUGGGACUGUACAGUACCACUGUUUAAAAGUAUCAGACCAGGGAGCCGAUCCAGGUCAAGGAAUGAAAGCCAAUCUGGUCACAGCAGCGUGGACGAUGGAUGGGACAGACCAAGGAGCCGCUCCCGUUCUCCAAGUCCUUAUUGUAGGGAUGUUUUUGGGGCUGGCUGGAGAUCAGGAGAGGAUUUAAACAGUCAGAGGAGCCAUGAGAGGGAGUCAUCAUCCAGGAAGAGGAAGGAGAUGAGGUCCUCAUCAGGCAGGAGGCACAAGAGGCGAUCAUCCACGAUGGUGAGGUCCUCCAAUAGACUGAGGUUAAGCAAAGUGGAGAAGCUGACAGAGAGGCUGCUGAAAAAAUCAGCUGUUCAGUCCCUCAUGAAGAAACCUAAACUCAAAGCUGUGAUUAAGACUCUGGUUCCACUCAUCUUGGCUGAACUCAAGAACAUGAAAUCCUCUUCAUCCUCCUUUCCCUCCCAUAAGGCAAAGAGGAGGCUAAAUACAAAGUUAUCCAAAGUGAAGCCUGAGCAUCAGAUCAGGAAACGUCAGGCUGCCGAAUCCUCUCCUCCUUCCUCAGUGGUGCCUAGAGAGACGCAUCAUUCUCUGCCUGACAGCGAUGUGGUCUCAGCUGUGGAGAAAUCUGGAAGAACCAAAUCAGGUCGGCUGCUGAAGUCCAAGCGAAAGGCAACCGUAUGUUUUGAAAAUGAGGAAGCUGAAGAGAAAGUGAAAAAGAUGAAGAGCAUUGAUAUUGAGGAAACAUCAGUCACUGUCUUCACAGAAAAAGUAAAGCGGGCAGAUGUUGGCGACUCUGAACAACAAAUGCAUCCUGAUAAAACCCAAAGAGAUGCUGACGAGUCUCCAAAGACACUCGAAGAGAAGAGCAUGGAAGACACUAGACUGAAACCUAAAUCCCAGCUGGGAUGUCUGCAGGAAGAGGAGGAAGGAAACAGAGAAUUGCUGCUUAAGGUUUCAGAGCUGAAAACUAGAGAGCAGUCUCCAGCUGCUGCCUGCAUCCCGAUGGUUGAAGAGACGUUUGAGGAACUUCAGGUCGAACACCUGAUUGGGUGUUUAAGCAGGAAAACAGUCUUGUCACCAAAGCUAUUUACACUUGAUGCGAAGCUGCUCAUGAUAACCAAGCUGCCAAAGUAUUAUGAUGGCUGCUACAGAGAAAGUGAUGUUGCCGACCUGUUCUGCCCUUUUGGAUUCCUCUAUAAGGGGAACAACAUCUAUGUUAUUCCUCAAAAGUGCAUGGCGUUUGUCCUGAUGCCAGAUGUGACAAAUGUUAGAAAGAUCAUCGCCUAUUUGGACCAGAACCAGAUCGUUUUCAAAGGAUCCAGUAUCUCAGUCAGAGUUGUGCAUGACAUGGUUUCAAUGAAGCCAUUUGGGUUUUAUACGUUUCUGAUCAAAAAGACCCGAUCAGGCCAGAAGACUGACAGAGGAAGGGUAAUCUUCAUCCACAACAUCUGCCAGGGCGAGAUCAGAGCUCUGAAGGAAGCUCUGAUAAAGAUCGGCUCAGUGAAACGAUACCUGCCGCUCCUCGAAAAGGUGUUUGUUGAAUUUGAAUCCAGGCAUGAGGCUGAUCUGUUGGGCGUUUGGUACAGCUUCCUGAGGGACUCUCCUCCUUAUUACGUCUUCAGGAUGAUAAUACCUGAAAGCAGCAGUGUUUCUCCACCACCAGCGGCUGCAGAGAGAGCUCUGCCAGACCGCCAUGCAGCUGUUGAUGGCGCCGCCAUCCCGACUGCGAAGUGUGGCGUUCCUCAGGGAAGCGCUCCUCCGUUCUGGAUCACCAUGAGCACCAACCCCUGUGUGUUUCCCACCUUCGCUCCCUGGUUCAAUAUUCCAGAUUAUCUGACAGUCGAAACAAUGGAGUCUAAGGUGGCUAUCCAGGCCUCCAGGUUCAGCACCGUCAUGCUGACCGGUUUACCUCAGAAAAACUACACCCAUCAGGAUGUGGCCAAGCUGGUUUGGCAUUUCUUCCCCAAACCAAACCUGCACACUUGGUUCUACAAUGUGACAGUCUUACCGCUGCAGAGGAGGGCGUUUGUGUUUUUUAGCAGCUGGAGCGCCUGCAGGGGUUUUGUCAAACAUCAUAUCAGAAAGCCAGUUUCUGUCAAAGGCUGCAAGCUCAGCGUUCACCUAGUCUUAGAGGACAUGCAGCCCGGAUUCACUGAGGAGACGAUGUACAGAGCUCUGAUGAAGUGGAGCAACGCUCACGUCUCAGAUGCGGCGUCUCUGGAGGAGCGGCUGCUGUGCGUGGAGACCUCCCAACCAUCCCCACACCUCGCCAUGCUGGUCAUGAAGGAAGUAGCUUCUGUUGCUGCUUUUGUGAACUUCCUGCCGCUCGCUAACCGGAUUGUGGUGGAGAUGGCUGAACCUAGUGGCGUAACAGAAGCUGUUCAUAAAGUUUCUCUGGGCGCUUCAUCAACGCAUCAGAUCUGGAGCCAAGUGAAACGUAUUGAACCUCUGAGGAGUCUAAAGCAGCGUCUGCAGGACUCCACUGACACUGAAAUAAGCCUUGAGGCGAACACAAACAUGGCUGCUGCUCCCUUCUCUGUAAAACCUGCAGCUGGAUGGAUGACUUUCUUGCCCCAGGAAGGAGGAAGUAGAACCUCACAAGGUUCAGUCUCUGCUAAACGAAGAUGUUCUUCAGCCUCCGCUGCCAAGACUCUUCUGUUGGACAGAGAAGAUGGUAAACCAGAGUCCAUCACUGUAAGCAGCUCAGGAACCAAACAAAAAACAGAAUCACAGAAGCGCUGCUCUGCGAAGAAGAGAAAGCAGGAGUUACGCAACCAGAGCCUGAAGACUAAUGUUGGAGCUGCAGCAGUAAGAUAUGAGGGAGGUCAGUCUGUAGAGGAAGAAAUCUAUAGAACUGAACCAGUGCAAGAAGAUGAAGGAUCCCUGACACCUAUGGCUGAGAACGACCCGAUCAACCAUCAUGGAGGUCCUCUGGUAUCUGAGGGGAUUGGGAAUCUAGCUGGUGAUCCAUCAGUGACGGAGACUGAGGUGCAGAAACUAGAGACUUCCUCUAACCUGCUGACUGAGGCUGGGGAGGAACCUUCAAGAGGAGUUUACAAAGUGAUGGAUUCAGGGGAGGAUCAGACUCCUACUGACAGAGAGUCUGAAACGAAUGAAGAAAAACCGACAGGAGACGAUGGACCAACCAGAAGCUACACAUCUGGAAGGGAAGGGAUUGAAAGAAACACAGAGACGGAUGAAGAGAUGGAGGCGGAUGAACAUGGAUCUACCAGAGGAAGAACGACUGAGGGAGAUGUUUGGAACCAAGAAAAGAAACCAUCUGGUGGAGACGAGGAGCAGCAAAGGGAGGAGAAAACUCCUCUGGAGGAAAUCCAUCCAGCAGAGAAAGGUGACAGCGCAACAGAUGUUAGAAUAAAGAGAAACCUGCAGGAGCUCCGUUCCAUGGAUGAGAGCGAAGGAUGUGAAGAGCAAGAAAAAACCCUACAGAAAGAGAGUCCAAGAUCUGCAGCAGGAAGAGGGAGACGCUCAGUCAGCAGUGAACCAAGCAGAGGGCUGGAUGGACUGAAGACGUUUCCCCUCCAGUCGUCCUCGGUCUCCCUUAGCUUUAAGCUGUUCCCUUCCAGCUGCAGACCUCUCCUCGGUGAGGAGUUUGUGGAGCCUCUAUUGGGUCGAUUCUGCUCCCUUUGCUCCGUUUUCUACCUGGACGGGACCACAGCUGAUGACUCCCACUGCAGCAGCCGCGCUCACUACGACCGCCUGAAGAAUUAUUACCAGAAGCUGUCAACGACUAAAUCCAUCGACCUGAUUUACCAGACAUCUGCAUCUGACUGAUCUGAUCGUCUUUGAGGUAAUCCUCAAUCAAGUGUCCAACCGCAGCAUCGCACUGUGGGAGAUGUGUGCUACUGUUGUAAAGCUUAUUUUUAUCUUCUCCUCCUGGAUGCACAGUUUGCUUUCUUUUCCCUUUCUGCUGCCAGAGAUGUUGCUGUAUAAUAGUGGACAUUGUGGCGCUGGAUGGAAGUUAAUGUAUACUUUCUAAUUCAAUGUUCUUCAUUUGCUGCACAGAUGGAAAUGAGAAACGUGUUCCUUUCCGGAUCAGGUUAAAGAUUCAGAGCCGUUCAGCCUUCAAAAUGUUAUUUAUCUUUUGGAAGAUCGAGGCAGACUGAUUAGAUUCUCCCUGUUGCUUAGGUUUUUUAUUUUUAGGGUUUUUCCACAGAAAUCAUUUUUGUUUUUCCAGCCUCACUGGGUGGAAGGAAAAAAAAAACUUUAAAGUGGAGGAGCGUUAUUAGGGCCCCAUAUGUUGACUUACUGUGGA